Messenger RNA from Phytomonas sp. EM1, 1959 nucleotides. Lineage: Eukaryota; Euglenozoa; Kinetoplastea; Trypanosomatida; Trypanosomatidae. The record is from the annotation of a GenBank genome assembly.
AUGGCGAGUAAGGACGCAAUCAUCGUCCUUUGGGUUCUAUGUGCGGUUUUACUUAUUAUUGUUAUAGUGGCAAGCAUUUAUUUACUCCGUCGCUGUCGAAGAGACAAGUAUCUUGUACAUGAAUUGGACAGUGAUUUAGAGGAUUCACAGAGACUGUUUUUAGGCUAUAGGCGUCUUACGGAGAGGGAACUGACUACUGAACCUGCCGCGGGGACGCACGUUAGUCCGUGUGUGGUUGUGCUUAAAACCAUAGCACCAUCUCCAUACGGGACCUCCGACUUGGAUAUUCUCAUCAACAUUGCAUUCCUAGACCCCAGUAUCACUACUUUGCCAGUUGGCCGCGAUGUCUCCAAUCACCGUAACAAUCAAAACGAAAAUGUGCAGCUGCUGGGCAACGAUUCACUAUACAGCGACGUCUUCUUACGCUACACACAGCCCCUCGAGUUCGUCGUACCUGGACGGUACGUCAUCCAGGCGCACACGGUGCAUCCGAAGGCCGAGACGGUAGGGAUCGUCCACCAGUUUGUGUUUGAUAUCACGAACUCGGACGAUGUGUUAGGAUCCCGUCCCCAGACAUCCCUGGGCCUCCCUUCUGCGCCCGCUUCAUCAAGAAUCAAAAACACCAUCCACAUUAACGAGUCCGCCAACACCUACGACGAUCCAAACCGCCCGAGCACCGGACGGGAUUACCUCGCGCGGGAUUCCUACACCCGUCAGCCUUCUUUGUAUUCCCCGAUGGAGGGAAGUCGCGUCCAGGCCGCGCCGCUGCCGCCGCAUAUCAUCCCCGAGAGCGGCGCGGUGACGACGCGCACCCUCAUCAACAUCGAGCCGAGCGGGGUUGUGGAGCAGCUCCGCUACAGUGUCGACGGCGGCGAGCCCACGAUGCUCUACACCGGGCCCUUUACGCUUUCCUUGCCUUUGGGUAAGCCCCAGACGGGGCGGCCGCAUCUCGUUUCCAUCCACGCCAUCGCCCUACGUGGGGAGGCGGUGAGCGAGGUCGCCAAGGCCGUCCUAGAGGUGCGGCCCGCGGAGCACUCCUACUUCGACCCGUCGAUUAGCGCUCCGUCGAUGCAGAUUCGCGCCCUCAACGCGCAGCUCUACUUUGUGGAGACCGGCAACCCCCCGGGCGCGCGCACCUGCUACGAGCUGAUCUACCAAAGUGAGGCCCGGCAAAAGGCGAAGUUUAGUGAGAAACGUUGCAUCCUAUACGACGGAAGGCCCAUUCCGCUGGGGGAAAACGUGGCGUUUGUGUACGCGUGGACCGUCGACGGGGGGAGGCUGCCGCAGCGGUCUUCUAUUGCCGACGGGGCUCCAGGGUCUGCGGCGGGAAAAGACACCUUUAGUCUUCUCAGCUCCGGCAACCCUAACGAGCUGAGCCGGUCGACCUUGGAAGGCGGCACCCACCUGCGGAGUGUGGCCACCAUCUACGACUGCGCGAGGGGUUCCGUCGAUCACCCCAACCCCAGUCGAAAGCGUCUGAGCGAUAGCGGUAAUACUGCGUCUCUGCUGCCACCACCGGUGCUAUGUGUGUCGUGCGAGGAGAUCGAAUUAGAAUUCGACGACGCCCCUGCGAACUCGGUGAUUGCAUACACCCUGAACGACAAGGAGCCGGCCUUGUUCGAUAUUACACCGCCGGCCUGUGCGGUGCCUGUGGCGAGUUCGGCCUCGAAAUCCCCCCAUCGGUCCCACCACCGCCGCCGCCGCCGCCGUCAUGACUCUUCUAGUAAUUCGGCGGAUGACCGAUUAGAAGGCGAUCCAGGCGGGCUCAACACAUUUAUAUAUCAGCCCGGCAGGCGCAUCCGAGUGACCUUGUUGGAAUCCAAAGGGGUCUACGUUACGGCGCGAAUCUUUAUGCCGGUGCACGGGGCUAGUGAGGAUCGAGUGGGCUCCGGAAAGCUAAUAGGGUAUAGAUAUGGCCACCUUUUCCGUAGAGGUUUUUUUUUCGAUGCGCAUGAAUAA